This is a messenger RNA of Saprolegnia parasitica CBS 223.65, 906 nucleotides long. RefSeq lists its product as hypothetical. Bases 1 to 906 code for a protein of 301 amino acids. The transcript has 6 exons. The record is from RefSeq and is a predicted model, not a curated record. Lineage: Eukaryota; Oomycota; Saprolegniomycetes; Saprolegniales; Saprolegniaceae.
AUGCUGCAGUCGGGCUGCGCAUACCGCAAGGCCGGCAAUGGAGUGUCAUACUUUGGCGCUGCAAAGGUCUUCUUUGGUGAACGACCCGAGUACGAGCACGAUGUCAAGGAAACUAUAUACCGACCGUUCAAGCAUGCAUUGUGCCAGUACGAGAAGAUCAAGCAUUUCAUGACGCAUGGGCGCGUGACCGAAGCGAUUGUGACGUUAUUUGAAGUGAACCUCGAGGACCUUGGUUUCGAACUGGCGCUCAUCAAUCCGCCAGUCGUUCGCGUGAUGGACGCGUGCUUCGGCUACAAGCGGCUGAAAAAGCAACACGGCAGUGGCGCGGCGUUUACGGACGCGCGAAUUGGUGUCGAUGGAAAGGGUCUUUUAUGGAGCCAAGAAUGCACCAAGGCAGUGCCAAGCAGCCUGGAAGAGUCUGCGCUGUCGCGUUUCGAGCGGGUGAAGAUUCUGGCGCAAGAGACAGCCGUGCUGGACAUUGACAAGGGGGAAAAGUUGUGCUACGCCACGACCGUUGUCGACGACUUGGCGAAGCGCUACAAGGGUUCCAAGCUCUGCAUCUCCUACGACAUUGCGUGCAAGCUCGUCGCACAUGUCGCGAAGCACCGGAAAAAGGCGCCGGACACGGUGCAACCGGACAUUGCUGUGCUGCCCGCGCUGCACGCGUAUGCGCACAACGGCGAAGCUAUCGAGCGCAUAUGGUCAGAUGGCCAAGCCAAUGUAUCCGACACCAGCCGGAUGCGCCCCGAGAACCGUCGCGAUACGCUUGCCCUCCUUUUCGAGUACCAAGCCCAACGGCGCGCGUGCAGUUUCUUUGCCGAUGUUACCGAAAGCGUGAAGAAGGCGAUCGAGGACGCGACAGUCGUGGCCGGACGCCUCCGCGAUAUUCCCACAGUGCGCCCGUAG